ACAUUGGAGCACCAACAAGGGAACUGUCCUGCUGCAACUCUCCGCCGAGGAAACUAAACUGAGUCUGCCGUGACACGGAGGCUUUGCUCCUGCGUUUCUGUCCUCCUGUGUACGGAAAGCCGAGUGGAAUAUAACCUGAAAGCUCGCCUUUACUCGGAGAAUAAAGAAAGGCUGAUCCACAAGAUGAAACCCGAGCUGAAGGACCAGAAUGGCUGCACACAUUAAACACCUGGAAUUAUACUUUCUUUGACAACAGCUCACAGAUUUGCCAGAUAAUUCUGGAAGGAACUCUCCUGAACUCCUGCAGAAGCUAGUUUCAUUUCUCUCUGUGGAUUAUAAGUGACAGACUGCCAUCAUGCCGAUUCUCAAGCAGCUGGUGAACAACUCUAACCAGUCGAAGCGGCGGUCCAGAGCUGACCUGACCGCUGAGAUGAUCAGUGCUCCACUGGGGGACUUCCGCCACACCAUGCACGUUGGCAGAGGAGGAGAUGCCUUUGGGGACACUUCAUUUCUUAGCACCCGAUCAGGGGAACCUCCCAGUGAGCCAGAGACGAAGCAUGGCUCCCCGGGGUCCAAACCGGGACUGCUGUCCCGUACAUUCAGGAGCAGCAAACGCUCACAGUCAGUAAACCGAGGGGACAAGUAUGACUACAAUAUGAUGGCGCCUUCUGGUGGCUCGUCCAACUAUGUGAAAAACGCCAUUUCCCUGCCCUACCUAAAUGAGGAGGAUAUUAACAGAGGCAACCAGCUGCCGAAGAGUGUUUCCUCAAGCCCCAUGAAGAGGCUGUCGGAGAUCGAAAGCAGGCCUGUAAAUGGAGCGGCAGCGAUGGCGACACUGGAUGCAGAGUUUGAAGAGCGUAAUUUUGGCGAGCUUACAGAUUUGCCUCAAUCCAUGCCUAAAGGAGGUGGAAUGAAGCACGCAGAGUCUAUGAUGUCCUUCCACAUUGACUUGGGGCCCUCCAUGCUUGGGGACAUCUUGAGCGUGAUGGAGAAGAAAGGCUGGGAUGAGGACGACCUUGGUUAUGAAGAGGGCAAGGGCAGCGAGGGCCGUGCGUCACCCUCCCUCAUUCCUCACAUAGAUGACGACGAUGCAGAGGAGCAAGCCCCCGCAAGGCCACCUCGCAGCAUGUACCAGCAGAAGCCCACGGUGGAUCCCUACACCCCGGAGCUACACGCCAGGAACAACCACCACAACCUGGACAGCUGCUCCGUGUCCAGCUCUGGCUCUGUCACUGAGGAGAAACCUCAGUACCACCUCCAUGACGGCGACACGGACAGUGCAAAGUACAGCUCGCCACGUGGGGAGGAAGAUUUCACCUUCAUGGAUGACGACGACGAUGAGAUUCGAGUUUAGACUAAACUGGUACCACUGCCACGGAUAGUCUCGGACACUAAUGGAGAAGCUGGGAAAGGCUGCGGAGGUAUUUAGAGGCAGGGCCACUUCUGCUUUAAGCUUCUUGUAGAUCAGUCUAAUUUCUGCACACUUUGUUCAACAUCAUAAAUCAAACCAAUUAAGCCUUAUUCACCGUGCUGUAGCAAGGAGAUAUGAGCGGAGUGCAUGCCAGAGUGCAUACAGACUGGCUCUCAGAGUGGAACUCUUGACAGGUUUGGGUGUGUUGAUGGUUGCUAAUUUUUGCAACAUCAAACUCUGAACUCAUUAUUAUUGGGGAAUUCUCCAUUUUCAAAUAAGACUGGCUCCUGCGUUCAAACCUUCUCCUCCUCAAAGGUGCUUUAACAAUGAGCAAGCUAUUGGUUAUGAGCAUCACACACGUUUUAAGAAGUAAAGGGUGACCAAAGGGUUAGAGGACUGUACCCCCAGCUGUCAAUCACAUUAAUAUCACAUUUGGGGUGUGAUGUGUGAGGUGAGGAGGGUGUGCGAGUUCAGAAACCGGAUGAGGACGUGUACUACAGAUUCUGAACAAGGAAGGAAAAGGACAAGAAGUGAAACUCUUUCUAAUCGCUGAGUGUGGAAGUGAUCAUGGAGCUUAAUUUCCCAAUGACAAUGUCUUGGCAUAGACACUAAAUAGAUAAAGUAGUUAAUUACUUUUGUCCACGUCAGAGUCUAAGGGGUGAUUUCUGGUAUUUUUUACUUUAUUUGGUGUACAUAGAGUAUCUGGAAGUUGGUCUACAGUAGCCUGUAUUUGUUAGUUUACUUUUUUGCUACUGUCUCUCUUUGGCACAAGGCGUUUUUGGACCGAACGGUUCUGGGGACUCCUGGACAGGAAGUGUCCAUCCAAGGACCACACACCUUCAAGGUUUUUUUUUUUUUUUUUUUUUUUUUUUUCCUUUUUUCUUUUUUGUUUGCAUUCGCACCACCAAGAGGAACACUUAAGUGACGUACUGUAAGCUGGCCGGUGGUUGGUAUACAGGGUUCCCAAGGUCAUGGAGAACUUGGAAAAGUCAUGGAAUUUUUUUGUUUGUCAUGAAAUUGUUGCAGUAAUCUCAAGUGGAUAACCUUCCACAAAAUGUAAACUAAUGGCAAUUUUAUUUUCUGUAGCUGUUGACGUAACAUAGCUGGGGCACACUGCGUUUUGUUUACUGAUGUCAUUAUGUUUGAAUAACGCCAGGCAAGUGCAGAAAAAAAACAGACAUGGACAAUGUUGGGGGUUUGUCACUUGAGCAGUGCCAAUGCGCACUUUGCUUCCGUUUUAACUGCUCUGGAAGUAGAGCAUAGUAGUUUGAAGGCACGGCGCAUUCAACAAGCCAAUCCAGAAGAAAAAUUUGCUGCUCACAGUAGCCUUUGUUUCAUCAGACACAUAUCAACUUCUUAUUUGGAGAUUAUUGAUUAUGUUCCACCCCAGGAAAACUAAGUAGCAAAAGAAUAACUGAGCAGGAGUUAUUUUGCUGUUGCGUUCUGUUCGUGUUAUAUGUCGUGAAGUCAUGGGUCGUUGAAAAGUCAUGGAAAAGUUUUAAUUUUUGUCCAUGACGAUUUGUGGGAACCCUGAAUCGUGUUGUAUUUCCACCGUCACAUAUGCUCACUAAAGCCUGGACUUUACUUCCUGUGUUUUCUUAAAUUUUUUACAAGCUGUUGUUUGUUUUUUGUGUUGUUUACAUGACUAACAGGUUUUUCAAAAUGGCAGUUGCCGGCACUGCAUUGGCUGUAUUUGAUCAGUCAAUCUACACUUACGUCACUCAUGGUUCCUCUUGUGCUGGAGGGUAACUGCUCUGACAUAGGAGCUAAAAAAGUCCUUUAAAAUGGUGUUCUAAGAGCUACAAUUGUUCCUAGUUCCCGUGAUGCGGAUAUGACAAAAAUGUGGGUUCUUUGAGCUAUGAAAAGCUCCUCUGGUCCAAAAACGCCUUUAAUCUUCUUGUUUUAACUCACAGAGAGCUGUGGUAUUUAUUCUUAUAAGGGAUGGAUCAUACUUAACGUGCACUGCUAGGUCUUAAAAGUUUAGAAUUGGGGUCUUUCUGAUGUGUUGAAUUUUUUUUUUUUUUUACAAAAAUUACAUGGUACUACAGAGUGAGCCAACUACUUUUACAGGAGUUGGCUGCAUGGCACUUAAUAUCAGACUCAAGUAGACAUAAAAUUAUCUUAAGUCACAUCAUUCCCACUAUCACUGUCACGACAAGGCUGUAUUAGACGACAAUGACUUCUGUUUUACAAAAUCACCCGCUGCUAGUGAAGGCUUUUUUACUUGUGAAUUGUCAAAAAAAGAAGGCCUUUGGUAUGUGUUCUGUGUCCUGUACUUUUUAAAGACAGGACAGAAGUGGUGAUUGUGGCUAAUAGUGUGUUAUUCUGUGUCAUCACAUCUCAUUCCACAUCAUUGCUGAGGUUGGUAGGAUUAGCAGGUCAGCAGAGAGGCAUAAACAUGUUUGAAGGGGAGUUGUUGCAGUAGACAAAUUGUUAUAUUAAAAUUAAUAGUUAUGGCUCUUCCCAAAACUCUCUCCAGACAUGUGUUCAGACUCGUCUCUAAGGGCGGAGAAAGGAAGUGAAAACAUGUUCAAAGUGUUAUUAGAGCGCAGCUACUUAAUAGAUGGGCAUCAGGUAUGUCUCGGGGCAGUGAAAGCGGCGGAUAUUUCCUGAACUGGCCCCACAAGUGAUACUAUCCACCUCCUCCACACAACCCAAAUCACACAGUAGGAACAGAUGAUUAAAUCAACCCAUCAUCUGGCCUUUCCCUGUCUACUCAUUAAAUGUGCUGGAUUAUUGGCCCCCAACCAGCUGGAACUGCUCCAGAAACAGCAGGGUCAGGAACAGACAGGUGGGCUGUUUCUCUUUGGCUUUUUUGUGUUUAGUUGCUUUCACAGUGCGCGCUCGCUCAGUCGGCUCCUCCAGGUUACUUUCAGUUCUAAAUAAGGCCAAAAGAGGUGUACUCUCCUCUCCGGUAUCCCAUGAUUAAUGUCUGACCUUUUUUUUUAGUUGGUGUUAGAAAACUAAUUGCCAGGUUUGACGAAUGGGAGCUUUGAAUUUCCUGUUGUGGCACUGAUGCAGGGGUGUGUACACAGAAUCAGGAUGCUGUGCCAUUCUGCCUUGGGCUAUUGUAAUGUUUUGGAAACACGUCUGCAUGAACAGGCUGAGAGAAGUUCUGAAAUUAAAGGGAUAGUUCAGAUCUUUUGAAGUGGGGUCAUAUGAGGUAUCCACAGUUAGUGUAUUACAUACAGUAGAUUUCAGUGUCGCCUCACAGCAAGAGUGUUCCUGGUUUGAACCCAGGGUGGGGGAGCCCUUCUGUGCAGAGUUUGCAUGUCCUCCCCGUGUCAGUGUG
Molecule: messenger RNA, 4703 nt
Organism: Epinephelus lanceolatus (giant grouper)
Lineage: Eukaryota; Metazoa; Chordata; Actinopteri; Perciformes; Serranidae
Gene: cdc42ep4b
Product: CDC42 effector protein (Rho GTPase binding) 4b
Biological process (GO): regulation of cell shape; positive regulation of pseudopodium assembly; positive regulation of actin filament polymerization
Cellular component (GO): cytoplasm; plasma membrane; cytoskeleton
Molecular function (GO): small GTPase binding
Source: RefSeq, a predicted model, not a curated record